UCCAUUUCAUUACAUCCAACCAAAAAUAAACUUUUUAGUUUUUACAACAGUUUGCUGUGCUUCAAACUACAAAUAGAAGUUUAGCAAAACAAGCUCUUUCAAUUCUAUAAGUUAAAAGGUCGCAAUAAUCACAUUGUAGUAAGUUACCUUCAAGUUCAACCAUUCUCAUUUUCAAAUAAAAUAAAAUGAAAAGGAAACAUUUCAUGUGUUCAACGCUUCCCACUACAAUAUAGAAACAUUAUUCUUUAUUAAAAAAAAUUAAUUAAUUAAUUAUUUGACAAAUGUGCCCACAAAAAUUGAACAAAUUAAAAAAACAUGUCUUGGUGUUGGUGUUCUUCUUCAUCAUUUUUUUUUUUUAUUAUUAGAGUCCUUUCAUUGAGUUGCAGAGCUUCCAUGUGUCUACCUUAAUUUGCUAAAAUGCCGAUUCAGAGUUUUUUGAUGUAGCCCGAACCCAAAUCCAAUCAUCAAUCAUAACACACGAAAGCAGCCAUUAACGACCAUGCUUUCUCUCUCACCUCUUCACAUCUCAUUCCCCAAACCUUCAUCUCUUCAUUCUUGCCUUCAUCACCCAUUUUUGUCUCUAUCUAUCUCCUCCUAUAAAGCUCACACCGCCACUCGCUUAUGUCACGGCUUUCGCCGAUGCCGACAACGUAGGCUCAAAGUUCAAGCCAUCGACGCCGCCCAAUUCUUCGACUACGAAUCUAAACUCGCUGCAGAGUUUUAUGAUUCAAACAAGCUCAAGAUCGCUGUAAUUGGGUUUGGUAACUUCGGCCAAUUUUUGUCCAAGACAUUCAUCCGACAUGGUCACACCGUUCUCGCUCACUCUCGGUCCGAUUACUCUCUCACGGCACAAAACAUCGGCGUCUCUUUCUUCAAAGACCUCGACGAUCUCUGCGAAGAACAUCCUGAUGUGAUUCUUCUGUGUACUUCGAUAAUCUCCGCCGAGUUCGUCCUUGAGUCACUGCCGCUUCAGAGAUUGAAGCGGAGCACGUUGAUCGUCGAUGUUCUCUCCGUGAAAGAAUUCCCCAAAAGCAUGUUGCUGAAGGCACUCCCUGGUGACUUUGAUCUCCUCUGCACGCACCCCAUGUUUGGACCCGAGAGCGGUCGCCGCGGGUGGAAUGGUCUUUACUUUGUCUUCGACAAGGUUCGGAUUGGGGACGAGGAAUCUAGGGUUUCCAGGUGCGAUAAAUUUCUGAGUAUUUUCGCUAGAGAAGGGUGUAGAAUGGUGGAGAUGAGCUGCGCCGAGCACGAUCGAUUGGCGGCUGAAUCACAGUUCAUAACUCACACUGUUGGAAGGCUCUUGGAGCGGCUGGAGUUGGAUUCGACGCCGAUUAACACCAAAGGAUAUGAGACAUUAUUGGACUUGGUUGAGAACACUGCUGCUGAUAGCUUUGAUUUGUAUUAUGGGUUGUUUAUGUACAAUAAGAACUCGCUUGAGAUGUUGGAGAGGUUGGAUUUGGCGUUUGAGGCUUUGAAGAAGCUGCUUUUUGGGCGUUUACAUGAUGUUGUGAGGAAACAACUGUUUGGGAAUUCGGAAAAGUUGCAGAUUUCCCGGGAAAAUAACACGGUGCCUACUUACUCUCCGAAUGGUUCUGCUUUGUCACCUUUUUCGGAUGCUAUUAGGUCACGGAAAUCUGUUGUACCCAGUGAUAAUAAAAUCCAGAUUUUUAAUAACUUAGAUAAGGACUUAAAGCUUAAGAUUGCCAUUAUUGGAUUUGGCAACUUUGGUCAGUUCCUGGCUAAAAGGAUUGUGCGUCAUGGCCACACCGUUUUAGCCUAUUCGCGAUCAGACUACUCGGAUGUUGCUCAAAGAUUAGGGGUUUCCUACUUUGCUGGUGUUGAUGAUCUUUGUGAAGAACAUCCAGAUGUGAUACUUCUUUGUACUUCUAUUCUUUCAACUGAAAAAAUUCUCAUGUCAUUGCCAAUUCAAAGAUUGAAGAGAAAUACCAUGUUUGUUGAUGUGCUAUCUGUUAAAGAAUUCCCAAGAAACUUAUUUCUGCAAAAUUUACCGCCUGGUUUCGAUAUUCUCUGCACACAUCCUAUGUUUGGACCAGAGAGUGGUAAGAAUGGGUGGAAUGGCCUAACUUUUGUUUAUGACAAGGUUAGGAUCGGAAGUGACGAGCCACGAGUGCUGAGGUGCAACAGGUUUCUUGAUAUCUUUGCACGAGAAGGGUGCCAAAUGGUGGAAAUGAGUUGUGCAGAACAUGAUAAACAUGCAGCGGGAUCACAAUUUAUUACACAUACAAUGGGAAGAAUUUUGGAAAAGUUGGGGUUGGAGUCGACACCAAUCGACACAAAAGGGUACGAGACUUUGUUGAAAUUGGUGGAGAACACCGCAGGAGAUAGCUUUGAUCUUUACUAUGGCUUGUUCAUGUAUAAUGUAAACGCAAUGGAGCAACUAGAGAGAUUAGACCUGGCUUUCGAAUCAUUGAAGAAGCAACUUUUUGGCCGUUUACAUGGUGUUCUUCGGAGGCAAUUGUUUGAGAACGCUGAACCUGAAGUUUUGAUGGAAAAACCUGUGUUGAUGCUGUCUGAAAAUGGUACCAUGAUCCAAUCUUCUUCGGAGACUUAUAACUUUGAGAAAGAAUGAGUUCAAGCUUUCUCCCACAAUCCCACUGCUGGUAAAUUAAACCGAAACCCAUCCUUUUAGGUUUUCACAGCUAUAUGGGCUAGUCUUCUGAUUUGAUAUGAAGGGUUUUCUAUCAAGUUCAAGUAUUGUGGUAGCUUGAUUGGUCCAUCUUCACAGAUUAAAUGCUGUGCCUCCCCUUUUGCUCAUUGUUCCAUUAGCUGUAUUAGAUUUUGUGCAGCAAUAGGAUGAGCUGGGUGAUGCAUUUUAAGUAGAAUUCAAUACAUUAUUUGAUAAAUUUGUUUAAGAGAAAAAAGGAAAUAAAAGUUGUUGCCCUCUAUAUAAAUUAAGUGGAGGCAGGCAUUUAGCCUGAAGUUUUGAUAAGUUUAAAUUGGUGGGAGGGUUUUUUUUUUAGUGUUUCCUUCGUCUGCGGUUCUGAUUUUGGUUAUAUGUUUGGUUGUUGUAACUUGGAGUUAUAUUUUUAGAAUGCACAAGAACAAGCAUAAGCUACAUUGACACAUAUGAUUCAUUUUUGUUCUUGAAAAUGACAUUAAUGAAAUAAUAAAAAGUUUUUCUAUUGUUGGCC
Cannabis sativa is the source of this 3152-nucleotide messenger RNA. RefSeq names its product arogenate dehydrogenase 1, chloroplastic. Gene Ontology annotation, molecular function: prephenate dehydrogenase (NAD+) activity; arogenate dehydrogenase (NADP+) activity; prephenate dehydrogenase (NADP+) activity. The transcript is spliced from 2 exons. NCBI's taxonomy places the organism in Eukaryota, Viridiplantae, Streptophyta, Magnoliopsida, Rosales, Cannabaceae. The record is from RefSeq and is a predicted model, not a curated record. The coding region runs from base 500 to 2590 and encodes 696 amino acids. Gene Ontology annotation, biological process: L-tyrosine biosynthetic process.